Oreochromis niloticus (Nile tilapia) is the source of this 1483-nucleotide messenger RNA. Its product is annotated as macrophage mannose receptor 1. The transcript is spliced from 6 exons. The record is from RefSeq and is a predicted model, not a curated record. NCBI's taxonomy places the organism in Eukaryota, Metazoa, Chordata, Actinopteri, Cichliformes, Cichlidae. Bases 49 to 1425 code for a protein of 458 amino acids.
UUCCUACCUGCAUGUUUACCUCACAUCUAUCACCUUGUUCAAAUUCCAAUGAAGUGGAUUCAAGCUCAAAAUUACUGCAGGAAGACAUACACCAACCUGGCGACUGUACAUAAUGCUCAGGACUUUGCCGAACUCAGUGAAGUCAUAGGAUCAUCAGGUUAUUUAUGGUUUGGACUUCAACCUGACACAGAAGCAUGGGAAUGGUCUCUGGAGAACCAGGAUCACUAUGAUGAAGGAGAGGCUGACUUCAGGAUGUGGAAUAAUGGUGAACCCAGUUAUGGAAUAAGCAGCUACAUGGCUUGUGUGGCAAUGCUUCAAAAUGGGAACUGGGAUGACCAGUUGUGUGAAAACCUGUUACCAUUCUACUGCUACAACAAAAAGACAUCAAGUUUCACCUUUGUGGGUGUGAGUAAGUCCUGGGGGGAUGCUCAAAGCCACUGCAGGGACCACUACACUGACCUGGCCAGUGUGAGGAACCAAUCUGAGAGUCAACAGCUGAAGGCAAUUGCAACUUCUACCGCUUGGAUCGGCCUCUACAGAAACUCCUGGAAGUGGUCAGAUGGGAGCACAUUUUCAUUUACCAACUGGUUUUCCAAUUCACCGUCCACGGUAGUGACAUCUUCUUGUGGUGCUUCAUCCUCUGUGAACUGGGUCAACUCUAAUUGUAUAUAUACCCGUAAAUUUGUCUGUUUCACUGCUGUGUCUAUGAGGAAGGUGUUGAAAGUGCAGCUGAAGACAACUAAUACUGCUGUGGAUAUGGAGGGACUGAAAGAGAACAUCUUGGAAAAGUUCAGUCAGAGAUUGAAUGAGCACAGCCCGAAUGAAGAAUUCAAGCUAAGAUGGUUGAAGGAGCCUGAUGGGAAGACCUUCAACAAGGACGACGAGAAAGAAUUAGACAAGAGUUCUGGCCAGGAUCAGCAGCCGACCGUAUGCAACCAAGUCGCAAAAGACUGGAGCAGCGCUAAACAGUUCUGUAGGAAUAAGUACACUGACCUGGCUUGUGUGCAAAAUGAGCAAGACCUGGCAAUGGUCAAUAAACUUACAAAGGGACUUUACAGUGUUUGGAUUGGACUCCAACCUGACAUUGAAGCAUGGAGGUGGUCUCUGGGAUACCAGAAUUAUUAUGUUGAAGGAGGGACUGAGUUCAGAAUGUGGGCUAGUAAUGAACCGAAUGUUGGUCCAGGAUACUACAAAGCAUGUGUGGCAAUGCUCCCAAGUGGGGAAUGGACAGAUCAGGCGUGUGGCGACACAUACCCAUUCAUCUGCUACUACAAAAACACAUCGAGCUUCAUCUAUGUGAAUGUGAGUGAGACCUGGGAAAACGCUCAGAGCUACUGCAGGGUGAAGCACACAGAUCUGGCCAGUGUGAGGAACCAGUCUGAGAAUGAACAGCUGAAGAUGAUGUUGAACAAUUCCCCCACGUAGAUCGGUCUCUAUAGAAAUUCAUGGAUGUGGUCAGAUGGGAGCGCAUAUUCAUUCCCCA